Eptesicus fuscus (big brown bat) is the source of this 3746-nucleotide messenger RNA. It is a transcript of the gene RBM28, whose product is annotated as RNA binding motif protein 28. Gene Ontology annotation, molecular function: RNA binding. Bases 56 to 2356 code for a protein of 766 amino acids. Lineage: Eukaryota; Metazoa; Chordata; Mammalia; Chiroptera; Vespertilionidae. The record is from RefSeq and is a predicted model, not a curated record. The transcript is spliced from 19 exons.
UUGACUCGCGUGCGCCCGGUUCCUUCGCGGCCUCGCGCGCCUGUUCCCGGGCCUCAUGGCAGGGCUGACGCUGUUUGUGGGCCGCCUCCCGCCCUCGGCCCGCAGUGAGCAGCUGGAGGAGCUGUUCAGUCAGGUGGGGCCGGUGAAGCAGUGCUUCGUGGUGACGGAGAAAGGGAGUAAGGCAUGUCGAGGCUUUGGCUAUGUCACUUUUUCUAUGCGGGAAGAUGUUCAGAGGGCCCUCAAGGAGAUUACCACUUUUGAAGGCUGCAAGAUCAAUGUGAGCGUUGCCAAGAAGAAACUGAGGAACAAGUCCAAGGAAAAGGGGGGAAAUGAAAAUUCAGAGUCCCCAAAGAAGGAGCGGAAGCCUAAAAAGGCCAAAGUGGCAGAUAAGAAAGCCAGAUUAAUUAUCCGGAAUCUGAGCUUUAAGUGUUCAGAAGAUGACUUGAAGACCAUAUUUGCUCAAUAUGGAGCCGUCCUAGAAGUUAACAUCCCUAGGAAGCCAGAUGGAAAGAUGCGUGGUUUUGCUUUUGUUCAGUUCAAAAACCUGCUGGAAGCAGGAAAAGCUCUUAAAAGCAUGAACAUGAAAGAGAUAAAGGGUCGGACAGUAGCUGUGGAUUGGGCUGUGGCAAAGGAUAAAUAUAAAAAUACACAGUCUGCCUCGGCCCCAGGUGAGGAGAAGCAACCUGAACCUAAACUUCAGAAAUUAGGUAAAGUGAAUGGCAGGAAAGAAGAGGUUAUGAGAGAGGAAGAGGAUGAUGAUGAUGAUGAUGAUGGUGAUAUGGAAGAAGAUGAUGAUGAAGAUGGUGAUGAUGGUGAUGAUGAAGAGGAGGAGAAGAAUAAAGAAUCGAAAGUGACCAAGUGUGUGCAAGUUCACAAGGGAGCAGUCAAGAGACCAGUGCCCUCAGAAAGCAGUGACGAGGAUCAUUCUGAUGAGGACAGCGGCCUGGAGGAAGGUGAUAGUGUUGAUAGUGGAGAGGACCUGGCUCAGAGUGACACCCACACUGAAGAGCAGGAGGAUGAAGAUGUACAAGUCUCAAAGAAAAAGAAGAGGAAAUUACCCUCUGAUGUGAAUGAAGGGAAAACUGUUUUUAUAAGAAACCUGUCCUUUGACUCAGAGGAAGAAGAUCUUGGGGAGCUCCUCCAGCAAUUUGGAGAUCUUAAAUAUGUCCGCAUUGUCUUACAUCCAGACACAGAGCAUUCUAAAGGUUGUGCAUUUGCUCAGUUCAUGACUCAAGAAGCAGCUCAGAAAUGCCUUGCAGCUGCUUCUGCAGAGACCGAGGGUGGCGGGCUGAAAUUGGAUGGCCGGCAACUCAAGGUUGACUUGGCAGUGACCCGUGAUGAGGCUGCAAAGCUCCGGACAAAGAAGGUGAAGAAGCCGACCGGAACCCGGAACCUCUACCUGGCCCGAGAAGGCUUGAUUCGUGCUGGGACGAAGGCUGCAGAGGGUGUGAGCGCUGCAGAUAUGGCCAAAAGAGAACGGUUUGAGCUGCUGAAGCAUCAGAAACUGAAGGACCAGAAUAUCUUUGUCUCCCGCACCAGGCUCUGCCUGCACAAUCUCCCCAAGGCCGUGGAUGACAAACAGCUCAGAAAGCUGCUGCUGAAUGCCACUAGAGGGGAGAAGGGAGUGCGCAUCAAGGAGUGUAAGGUGAUGCGAGACCUUAAAGGAGUUUAUGGGAAAAUUAAGGGUCAGUCCCUGGGCUACGCCUUUGCAGAGUUCCAGGAGCACGAGCAUGCCCUGACUGCCCUACGCCACAUCAACAACAACCCAGAAAUCUAUGGGCCUCAGAAGAGACCAAUAGUGGAGUUCUCUUUGGAAGAUCGAAGGAAGCUUAAAAUAAAGGAACUGAGGAUCCAGCGCAGCCAGCAAAAAAUGAAGUCCAAGUCUACAACUGGUGGGCCCCAACAGGAGCCACCGGAGCUUAGAGAAGACCAGCAACAGAAAGCAGCUCAAAACCACACAGAGGAGCAAAGCAAGGCCCCUCCAGAGCAGAAGGGGAAGGCGGGCUCUAGCUCAUGGGCAGGAUUCCAGACCAAGGCCGAAGUGGAGCAGGUGGAGUUACCUGAUGGGAAGAAGAGAAGAAAGGUCCUGGCGUUACCCUCACACCGAGGACCCAAAAUCAGGUUGCGGGACAAAGGCAAAGUGAAGUCUCUCCCUCCCAAAAAGCCAAAGCCCCAGAUAAACCAGAGGAAGCAAGAGAAGCAGAAAUUACCUCCCAAGCAGGUGCCUAAGAAAAAAGCUAAGGGAAAUAAGACAGAAAUUCGCUUCAACCAGCUGGUUGAACAAUAUAAGCAGAAACUAUUGGGAUCUUCUAAAGGAGUGCCUCUCGCAAAGAGAAGCAAGUGGUUUGACAGUUGAUGCCAGCGGCUGGAUAAGAGCUGGAUUGUGCGUUUCUUGGUAAAGCUCCUGCGCUCCUUCCCACCCCGGUGCCAUUUGCUGAGGGGAGGAACCCCCCGACGCACUGCCACUUUGUUGCGGGGGCUUCCUGGGCUGUGCUCAUCUGGACUUUGUGUGGUUAGUUAACCAUAAAGAGAAAUAUCAGAAAAACAUUGUGAUGCUUCUUGCUCAUUAUCCAGAUUAUCAUGUGAAAUUGUGUUUAUAAUUAUUAUCCAUUUUAACUCUGUUUCUAAAAUGGAAACAAUUGUAAAAUGCAUUCUUGAGUGCUGAAUUUUUAAGAUGUAUAUUUUAAGUGUAUUCUGUAGAUAAGAUAUUUUGUGACUAUUUGAAUAACAGACUCUUAUUUCUGAUAUAUAUGAAUCCUUUAUUAUUUAUGAACAUUUUUUAUAUCCCUAACUCUAAUUCACUUACAGUCCUAUAUACUGCAGGAAUUGAUUAAGAAAGAGCAGAGAAAAAUGAUUUCCAACCUAAUCUCUGAGGAUGGGAGAAACUUGGAAAGUAAUUGAGGGCAAUGGGUCUGGCAGAGAGCAACAUGUGAUAAUUAUUUGCCAGAUGAGUGGGUUAUUGCUGGUAGUCGACAAAAAAUCAGUUUGCAGUUGUCCACAGACACUAGCCUGGCUGGUGAUAACCUGCAUUUUCUAUCAUCAAACGCCUCUGCCUGAGGACUUAGAGAGGUAAGUGGUGGCAGACAGAGCAGUGAGCUCGAGGCCUAGCCUCUAGCCUGACCGGCCUUUACCUAAUGGAGGGCCUUGAACCAGACAGACUCAGUGAGUCUUAGUUUCUUCAUCUAUGGGAUGAGGAGUUCAACUAAAGGUUUUGCGUGAUCCUUCCCAGCUCUAAACUCUUUUUCUAAUUCAUUCUUAUGCGUGUUCAUAUUCUUUCUCAAUUUAACCUCAGUGAAGAUAGAGAUUACUUCCAUUACUUUUCAGAAUUUAUGGUGUCACAAAAGCUGAGAGGGAUAGUGAAUAUAAGAGGGUUGAGGUCCAAAAGGAUCAUAAUAACCUGAAGGGAUGAACUGAAUCUGAUAGGAUGAAAAUCACAGGGAGCAUCAUAAAUUCCCUUCUUGGGUCCAAAAACUGCACAAGUUCUGGUGGGAGAGUUUGAGGCAGGUGAUUUUGCACUGGAGAAACAACGUGGCUGCCACAAUGUAAUAGGACUGUUGGGCUGUGUCAGUGGAAAUGGGAUGUCUCCGGUGAGUUGCUAGUUUUCUGAGCGACCAGACCACACCUGUAAGACAUGUAAUGAUGAAGUUAGCCAAGGAAAUAAAAAUGUGAGAUGGAAACUAAAUUGAUCAUGAGUUGGUUGGUGUUGAAGUUGGUCAUGGGUAAAUAAAAGAUUUGUUGUACUGUUA